Molecule: messenger RNA, 1928 nt
Organism: Paramormyrops kingsleyae
Lineage: Eukaryota; Metazoa; Chordata; Actinopteri; Osteoglossiformes; Mormyridae
Gene: map1lc3b
Product: microtubule-associated protein 1 light chain 3 beta
Source: RefSeq, a predicted model, not a curated record
CAGUCAUCAGCUGACGGGUUUGUUUUGUUCCUUAAGGUGGACUCACCGUCCGAGUUUAGCUGGGGGGAAGGUGCGACGUAAGGCACCGUUCCUGAUAACUGAUUGUCUCGAAAGCUCUUGUUUUUAUUUAAUUUUAAAUCAUCCCCAAUAAGCUAUACAAUAAGUGCUUAAUCGGCGCCGCGAAACAGGCGUCUUGGCCUAAAAAGGGAAGCGGUGUUACCCCCGAAAAACAUGCCUUCCGAAAAGACGUUCAAACAAAGGAGGACAUUCGAACAAAGAGUGGAAGAUGUCAGACUGAUCCGAGAACAGCACCCCAACAAAAUUCCAGUCAUCAUCGAACGGUAUAAGGGAGAGAAGCAGCUGCCUGUUCUGGAUAAAACCAAGUUCCUGGUUCCUGACCACGUCAACAUGAGCGAGCUGAUCAAGAUCAUCAGGCGGCGCCUACAGCUGAACUCCAACCAGGCCUUCUUCCUGCUGGUGAAUGGCCACAGCAUGGUGUCUGUGUCCACAGCCAUCUCCGAGGUGUAUGAGCGCGAGAAGGAUGAGGAUGGCUUCCUUUACAUGGUCUACGCCUCACAGGAGACCUUCGGGCAGGACCCCCUCCUGUAACUGCCCCCCACUACCCCUCUUCGGUGGUCACGCCCUGAAACUGACAACAGUUAGCCAACCCCAAGUCCCAUCCCUAAAUUUCUGUCCUUACCUAUACCCCCUCUUCCUUCUUAUUAUAAACGUCACAGAGAGCCCUCCUUCCUGCCAAAGAAACCCCACUGACGGAGCCCCGAAAUCCUGUCCCUGGCCAGCAUACUGGGGCAAAACAGGUUCUACACGAAAGCACCGGUAGAUCCAUCACACAAGCGAGAGGUUUGGUGAGGCUUCUACAGUGCUCUUCAGCCACUGUUCAGCUGGAAAAAAACAACCAUCUCAUGGAAACAGACUCUCCCCCUCCCCUACCCGCCCCCCCUCCCCUCCCCCCGCUUAGAGAGCUGAGUCACCAACCAUGUUUACACCAAGUAACUAAUGUUGUUGUAGGCAUGUUUCGUGAGAAGCUGUAGUGAAGCCGGAGCCCCAUGCUGGCCGCUGAGCUGCACUGCGCUCUUUCUCUCUGGCUGCUGGUGGCACUAGUCUACAGAUGGCUCCGCCCCCUAAGAACCUUUAUGCAGUGCUGAAGGGGGGGUGGUGGUGAUGGUGACCAUUCACCUUCCCGCUUCUUAAUUUCUUUAUUAGGUCUCUGGGGUCUUCAUUUUAGGGAAAAAAAAGAUGCAAAAUAUCCCCAACUACUCAGCAAAAAUGUGGAACUCUGGGUAACAUUCACUGUGCUGCCGAACUCUUCGUAGACUGUAGAGUAGCAGAGUAGGAUAAUAAUGCGUCUCGGUAAGAAGUGGAAAUGUAAAAUAGACUGAUUGAUAUAUAAAGUAAUCAGCAUGAAUGGAAUGCAACAUACCUAAGAGGGUUCAGGAGGCUGUGGAGCAGGUCUGGGCAUCUGCUCAUGGCAACUGAAGUGCAUGACCCCCUGGCUAAGAUAUAGCUGCCCCCUAGUGUGCUUUUACGGUAUUUAAUUUCGUCAUGUCUGCCAUUUUUACCCCUUUAAAUGUGUGCUGUACCUUUUGCUUUGUUUUGGACACCCUUUCCUUUGCAGGCAAGAUGCCUUUUAUCUUAAGCUUUCUUGGAAGUUAAUCUUUUUUUUUAUUUGUUUUUAUUCUGUGAUAUUUUCUCUGUGUAAAAAUAAGGUUUAAUUGUGGUGUAGUUCAUCAUGGAAGACAUGAAUGUGCGACUGCCCUAACACUGAGGAACUGUUUCAUCCCUACUGGUCUGUCUCUCUGCAAACCCCCCUCCCCAAAUUUACUGCUAAAUGUUCAUAUUCACAGCAAUACUACAUCCUUUCUCUUGUAUUUAUGCUGGUAUUUUAAGAAAUAAAAGAGAACAAUAUA